Messenger RNA from Scleropages formosus (Asian bonytongue), 2873 nucleotides. Its product is annotated as dual specificity protein phosphatase 8. The transcript has 5 exons. Lineage: Eukaryota; Metazoa; Chordata; Actinopteri; Osteoglossiformes; Osteoglossidae. Gene Ontology annotation, biological process: negative regulation of MAPK cascade; peptidyl-tyrosine dephosphorylation. The coding region runs from base 1029 to 2255 and encodes 408 amino acids. The record is from RefSeq and is a predicted model, not a curated record. Gene Ontology annotation, cellular component: cytoplasm. Gene Ontology annotation, molecular function: MAP kinase tyrosine/serine/threonine phosphatase activity; MAP kinase tyrosine phosphatase activity; protein tyrosine/threonine phosphatase activity.
UGAAGGCAAUGGGUGGGGCAGGGUGCUCAAGAACAGGGGACAAAUAUGCUCCACCAACAUCUAUUUUGAAGAAAACACUGAACAAGUGAAAGAGCCAAAAAUGCCACAUGAAACAGAGUAACGAACAAAGUGAGUCAUCUGCCGGUUUGCAAGUGUUGGAACGCAACCCUUCAUUCGCAGAGUUCCUAGAGGAGGUCGAAGGCCUUGGGUACGCCGACCGCAGCUCGAAGGUGGACGCGCAUGCAUGCACACGCUCUCCAGCUGCGAUGGAGUCCUCGGUCACGCUGAGUUCAACAUGGGAAACAGGAUGGCUGGAGGAUGACUUCAGGAAAGGGCGAACAGGACAGGACACCACCAUUCCUACUGUCAGGAGCCCUACUUUCCUCGCCUCUCAUGCUCCCACCUGUGUGCGCGCGCGCGCCCUGUGCAUCCGUUACUAGUGAACAAAUGGAGAGGGGAAGCCUGGUGCUGAAGGCAGAAAGUGAUGCUGGUGCUGCUGCUGGAGGAGGAGGAGGAAGCGCAGUGCAAACACGGCCCCAAAGACAUGAAAUGAAGCGGCGGAGUCGCGAGCCCCCAGCGCGUGCGCAGCCGCGCGCUCUCUCGCGCUCAUUGGUUCGCAAUGACAUCAUGCGCAGCGGCGCUAUUUUUAGCGGCGCGGACUGGCAUUACCUCAUCGCGGUCCUCGCGCAGGUGUAGCGCUACAACAACAAACGGCGGCGCAGACGCAGGCGGAGAGGCGCGGGGAGAGGAGCGCUCGUACACGGCGGACCUCCAGCGGCUCGUCCCGUCGGCCUUGGGCUCCUUCCUUCCUUCCCUCCUUCCUUCCUUCCCUCCUUCCUUCUCCGAGGAGCUGCGCUCUGCACCACGGCGUGACUGCGGACGGUCCACAGCAGUGAGUGAGUGAGUGAGUGAGUACAGCUCGUCCAGGAGGAGCUCCAUCUCUCUCUCUCUCACACACACACAGCGGAGGACAGAGGGGAAGAAAGGAGGAGGGCGAAACAGAGUAAUAGUCCCUCGAAAAUAAAAACAUGGUCUUCUACAGAGAGAGGAGCGACACCCGUCCCCCCCUGUCCCUCAUUUUACCGCAGCUGUAUCUGGGGGCCGAGAGCGACGUCACUCAGGACUGCCUGUCUUCUCAGGGCAUUUCCUAUGUGCUCAGCGUGAGCCGCUGCUGUCCCCAGCCAGACUUCCUGCCACAGAAGCAAUACCUGCGCAUCCCCAUAGACGACUCGCUGCGAGACGACCUGCUGCCCUGGAUCCCCGAGGCGCUGCGCUUCAUCGAUGGCGCGAUGUCCCUCGGCUGCUCGGUGCUCGUUCACUGUGCGGCGGGAGUGUCCCGCUCCCCGGCGCUCGCGGUGGCCUAUGUCAUGUACCGUCUGGGCCUGUGUCUGGACGACGCGUACAGGUUUGUGAAGGAGCGCCGGCCCACCAUCUCCCCCAACUUCAACUUUCUGGGUCAGCUGCAGUUCUUCCAGGGGACUCUGGGACACGAGGGCCACGGGGCCAGUGGGAACGUGCCAGUGCAGGACGGCGCCGAGGAAGGCGACAGCUUUUCGACGGGGCGCUCCAAGAACCUUCAAGGCGGUGGCGGCCAGGAAAGUUCUAGCCAUGGAAGGGAUGGCCCGAACGGGUCCGACAGGCGGUCGGACGAACUCCCGCAGGUGACCGCUGGCCAGGAGCAGACCGAGCCAGGGGCAUCCCUCGCUGCCUCGCUGAGAACGCUCAGUCUCACUUGCCUCGUGCAACAGCCCCGCGACCCUUCCGUAGCUCUCGACCAGAACCAAAACCCAGUACCGCGACCGACGCAUCUGCAGAUCUCGCCAGGAUACGCGUCCCGUUCAGAGAAACGCAAGAGCCUCACGCUUUCCCUCUCGCCCCCGCCGUCCCUCACUGUGCAGAUGCGGCAGAACAGACCUCGGGAUGCUGUGCCUGCGCCCGCGCCUUUCGGGGGGCUGCCAGCAGAGGGCAGUGCAGGGGGCUGCCGGGAUUCGGUCCCUCCGCAGAGUGCCGCCUCGAAGCCCGGAGGGGCGCCGGAGCGUAAACACGCUCGCUCGGGCCCACAGCGGAGGGCGGUAGAGGUCCGGUGCGCCGCUGCGGUCGAGGCCGUCGAGGGUUUGGACGUGGAGCGCGCUGCUCUCUCGCCGGCGGGCCUCGUCGUCAACAAGCUGCUGGGCUGGGGGGAGAGGCUGCUUCUGGGGGCGCUGUUGAGUCCCAGGGUCAAACUGGGACAGGCGGCACUGCCCUACAGGUGCUGAUGGUGCGAGGAGAAGGCCGCCGCCGCCGGGCUGGGUGCUUGGGGGCGGGGGCUGCCUGGACCUAUGAGCGAAGGGUGUGAAGAGUGCGAAACGAGAAGAUGCGGCUUCUGUUGACUUGAAGGGCGUGUGUGUGAGCGCGCUCGUAUUUAUUUUUGUGAAUAAGCGUGAAGCUGGAGCACUUUCACGACCGCAUGUUGGCAUGUGACUGCAUUUGCCCCAGACUGCUGGGAAACACACUUUGCAAAGUUAAACUGUACAUCAAUUUACAUCCUCGGCCAGUGCUCGAGGUGGGCACCGUGGUGUGUGUGUGUGUGUGUCACUUUACGCUCGCUCAUGUGUUUGGAUAUUUAUUCACUGGUGGACUUAUUUAUUGAUGAUAUUUAUAUAUGAAUAUUUGGAGACUGGUAUUUUUGUCACUUUGCCUCUUCUCAGAUCUUCUUAUUAAUAAAAGGUAUUUUACGGAGUUGCUGUUGUUUCACUGUGCGUGAGAGGGCCGGGCGCCAGAAAGGCUCUCUGUCAAACACACCGAGUGUGCGUCUGUCUUCAGCGGGUGCCUGUCUGUGCUUGGGGGCGCGUGCGUGCGUCUGCAUGGGUGCCUCUGCUGUAUCAAAAAGCGAA